AUGGAGUCGAUACUCGAGAUAAGAGGGGCCUCUGCUGGGAGAUCUCGCAGGAGCACGCCCAAGGUGAAGUCGGGGUGCAUAACAUGCAAAGCCCGAAGAGUCAAAUGUGACGAAGCAAAGCCCGAGUGUCGACGUUGCCUUCGCACGGGCCGAAAAUGCGAAGGCUAUCCCGACCUUGGUGGUCCAGGGUUGGUAUUACCUGCUACCGCACAGCAUCAUCUACCCCUAGAGCCGGCUUCUAUCACCACAUAUAGCAUCCCCUUCAAAGUCCCCGGCAGCCAGGCCGACCGGCAGUUGCUCCACUACUACUGCUGUCAAGCGGCGUGGAACCUGUCUAGCUGUGCCGAUCCGACACUGUGGACAGAAUUGGUCCUACAACGAGCGAACCAUCACUCUGUCGUCCGCAAUGCGUUGGUCGCGCUCAGUGCGCUUCACAAGGAUUACCUGUGUGGGGAACUGAUGGGAAUCGACUAUUACGAGACGACAACUCCCGAUGCAACCACUCGGCUAGUAGUCAGCGGCAAUAACCUCAGGACCAUGGGCAUGAUCAGCAGAUGCCACCGGCAGCUGAGAAAGUAUCUGUCUCGACCGGACGCAUCCCCGGCCGUGGCUCUGAUCUGUAGCGUGAUCUUCUACGCCUUUGAGUCCCUGCUAGGCGAAUCGCAGCAGGCAAUCUGGCACCUUGACCAGGGCCUGAACCUGCUUCAAAAAUGCCAGCAGCUCGACGACAAAUCCUUGUAUGAUCCUCAUGAUCCCUUAAUUCCACAUCUAACCACCUUGCUGCACGAGCUGGACCUCCAAGCCAGCUGUUUUGACGACCGCCGCUCACCCAUCCUGCACCUCGCGACCGUCGAAGAAAGGACCGGCGUCGUCGACAUCGUGCCCGAGGCCUUCCUCGACCUGACCCACGCCGAAGCCGUGCUGGUCAAACUCCAGAACUGGGCUCUGCACCAUUUGUUUGACUAUGUCCACUACAGGGGAUCGAAGAUGGAGGAGCUCCCUUCCGAGCCUUUCAUCGAGAGACUAGUGCUCGCUGCACAGCUGCAGAAGUACGAAGCCACGUUGAGCAAAUUCAGAUCCACGCACGACGAGGACUUGACUUGGCAGACGGCCUCUGCGUACACGCGGCAAGAGGAUCAUCGCCAACAGCGCACCCAACGGAUCAUGCGCCUGCGCAUCAACCUGUACAUGUUUUUGUACCUUGUCAAGGAGCACCUUCCUUCGUCAAUAGCAACGGCGUACGAGAUGGGAAGACAGGCGGCUGCAGACUCGCGGCCGGUAUAUACCCGACGACCGUGUGACUCGGGGUUGGCGGUGCCACCGCCACCGCUGCCCAGCGACGCCGAGGCUGACCUGGAAAGCGCCCUUUCAUGCAUUGACGCUCUCCUGUCUCGCUCAUCGGCGGCGGCAGCAGCAGCAGCAGCGACGGACUCGCCCAAGUCGCAUCUCUCGUCCUGCGCGCAACCGACCGGGACAGCCACCUACACGCUCUCGACCCAACUCGUCGCGUCCGUCUAUUUUCUCUGCCUGAAGCAAACGGACCAACGCACACUCGAGCGCGGCAUGGCGCUGUUCUCGCACCCGUCGCUCCGCCAUGCCCGCGACGGGCUCUGGGACGCCCGCACCGCGGCGUUCCUGGUCGAGAAUCUCGUCAAGGUGCGCCAACACGGCAGCGUCACCGAGGGCAGCUCCGGCAGCGACAUCGUCAUGCACGUCGUCUCCCCCAGCAUAGGCCAAGAAGAAAAUGACAACAACAACAGCGACGUCGGUGGGAAGGGGGGAAUCGACAUGGCCAAGCUGCAACGCAUCUUUCGCCUCUCGGAAAAGCACGGCCUGCCCAUGAUGCAGUCCAAGAAGUUCACCAUGUUGACCUCAUUGGCACCGACUUCAACAACAAGUCCCAGUCCAAGGCCCAUGCCUACGCCUGCCCCACCACCACCGGCGGCCAGAAACGCACGCUCACACUCACGCUCGGUCAUUAGCUGCAAGCAGGACGGAGCGAGACUUCAAGACUGGGCGCAAUACAAAGCCUCCUCCUCGUACUCCUCCUCAGUGCCCGGAUGA
This is a messenger RNA of Fonsecaea multimorphosa CBS 102226, 2064 nucleotides long. RefSeq lists its product as uncharacterized. Lineage: Eukaryota; Fungi; Ascomycota; Eurotiomycetes; Chaetothyriales; Herpotrichiellaceae. The record is from RefSeq and is a predicted model, not a curated record. Gene Ontology annotation, biological process: regulation of DNA-templated transcription. Gene Ontology annotation, molecular function: zinc ion binding; DNA-binding transcription factor activity, RNA polymerase II-specific. Bases 1 to 2064 code for a protein of 687 amino acids. The transcript has 2 exons.